Molecule: messenger RNA, 768 nt
Organism: Fulmarus glacialis (Northern fulmar)
Lineage: Eukaryota; Metazoa; Chordata; Aves; Procellariiformes; Procellariidae
Product: cleft lip and palate transmembrane protein 1-like protein
Exons: 6
Cellular component (GO): membrane; endomembrane system
Source: RefSeq, a predicted model, not a curated record
UUAAGUGUGUAUACUACCACACGGUCAAGCAUUGGUGCUGAGAGUAAUAUAGAUCUGGUUUUGAAUGUGGAGGAUUUUGAUAUUGAGUCCAAAUUUGAAAGGACAGUGAAUGUCUCAGUACCAAAGAAAACCCGAAAUAAUGGCACGUUAUAUGCAUACAUAUUUCUUCAUCAUGCUGGCAUUUUGCCUUGGCAUGAUGGUAAACAGGUGCAUAUAGUAAGCCCUCUGACCACGUACAUGGUCCCUAAACCGGAAGAGAUUAAUUUGCUCACUGGAGAAUCAGCCACACAGCAAAUUGAAGCAGAAAAACAGGCCAGUGCUCUAGAUGAACCUGUCUCUCACUGGAGGUCAAGAUUAACCCUAAAUGUCAUGGUGGAAGAUUUUGUGUUUGAUGGAUCAUCCCUCCCUGCUGAUGUUCACCGUUACAUGAAGAUGGUUCAGUUGGGGAAGACAGUGCAUUACCUUCCAAUAUUAUUUAUUGAUCAGCUAAGCAACAGAGUGAAAGAUUUGAUGGUUAUAAAUCGUUCCACAACAGAGCUACCUCUUACAGUGUCAUAUGACAAAAUAUCUCUUGGAAAACUCCGAUUUUGGAUCCACAUGCAGGAUGCUGUGUACUCCCUCCAACAAUUUGGGUUUUCAGAAAAGGAUGCAGAUGAAGUAAAAGGAAUUUUUGUUGACACUAACCUGUACUUUCUGGCUUUGACAUUCUUCGUAGCAGCAUUUCAUGUAAGUGGAGAAACUUUGGUUUUUAGGAAUUACGGCAUAUGA